AUGGAGGUGACCUGCCUUCUACUUCUGGCGCUGAUCCCCUUCCACUGCCGGGGACAAGGAGUCUACGCUCCAGCCCAGGCUCAGAUCAUGCACGCGGGCCAGGCAUGUGUGGUGAAAGAGGACAACAUCAGUGAGCGCGUCUACACCAUCCGGGAGGGGGACACCCUUGUGCUGCAGUGCCUCGUCACUGGGCACCCUCGGCCCCAGGUGCGUUGGACUAAGACAGCUGGGAGCGCUUCGGACAAAUUCCAGGAGACGUCGGUGUUCAAUGAGACGCUUCGCAUCGAGCGCAUUGCACGCACGCAGGGUGGCCGCUACUACUGCAAGGCUGAGAACGGCGUGGGCGUACCCGCCAUCAAGUCCAUCCGGGUGGACGUGCAGUACCUGGACGAGCCAGUAUUGACGGUGCACCAGACGGUGAGCGAUGUCCGAGGCAACUUCUACCAGGAGAAGACGGUGUUCCUGCGCUGUACGGUCAACUCCAACCCACCUGCCCGUUUCAUCUGGAAGCGGGGCUCCGACACCCUGUCUCACAGCCAGGACAAUGGGGUUGACAUCUAUGAGCCCCUCUACACCCAGGGGGAGACCAAGGUCCUGAAGCUGAAGAAUCUGCGGCCCCAGGACUAUGCCAGCUACACCUGCCAGGUGUCUGUACGAAACGUGUGCGGCAUCCCGGACAAGGCUGUCACCUUCCAGCUCACCAACACCACGGCACCUCCAGCCCUGAAGCUGUCUGUGAACGAAACUCUGGUGGUGAACCCUGGGGAGAAUGUGACAGUCCAGUGUCUGCUGACUGGUGGUGAUCCCCUCCCCCAACUGCAGUGGUCCCAUGGGCCAGGCCCGCUGCCCCUGGGUGCUCUGGCCCAGGGUGGCACCCUCAGCAUCCCUUCAGUGCAGGCCCGAGACUCUGGCUACUACAACUGCACAGCUACCAACAAUGUGGGCAACCCUGCCAAGAAGACUGUCAACCUCCUGGUCAGAUCCAUGAAGAACGCCACAUUCCAGAUCACCCCAGAUGUGAUCAAAGAGAGUGAGAACAUACAGCUGGGCCAGGAUCUGAAGCUGUCAUGCCACGUGGAUGCCGUGCCCCAGGAGAAGGUGACCUACCAGUGGUUCAAGAACGGCAAGCCAGCACGCAUGUCCAAGAGGCUGCUGGUGACUCGCAAUGACCCUGAGUUGCCUGCCGUCACCAGCAGCCUAGAGCUCAUUGACCUGCACUUCAGUGACUACGGCACCUACCUGUGUGUGGCUUCCUUCCCGGGGGCACCUGUGCCCGACCUGAGUGUCGAGGUCAACAUCUCCUCUGAGACAGUGCCGCCCACCAUCAGCGUGCCCAAGGGCAGGGCCGUGGUGACUGUGCGCGAGGGCUCACCUGCUGAGCUGCAGUGCGAAGUGCGAGGCAAGCCGCGGCCGCCUGUGCUGUGGUCCCGCGUGGACAAGGAGGCCGCGUUGCUGCCGUCGGGGCUGCCCUUGGAGGAGACCUCGGAUGGGAAGCUGCGGCUGGAGCGCGUGAGCCGCGACAUGAGUGGGACCUACCGCUGCCAGACCGCUCGCUAUAAUGGCUUCAACGUGCGCCCGCGAGAGGCCCAGGUGCAGCUGAACGUCCAGUUCCCGCCGGAGGUGGAGCCCGGCUCCCAGGACGUGCGCCAGGCGCUGGGCCGGCCGGUGCUCCUGCGCUGCUCGCUGCUUCGAGGCAGCCCCCAGCGCAUCGCCUCGGCUGUGUGGCGCUUCAAGGGGCAGCUGCUGCCUCCGCCGCCUGCCGUCCCCGUCGCCGCCGAGGCCCCCGACCACUCCGAGCUACGCCUCGACGCCGUCACUCGUGAGAGCAGUGGCAGCUACGAGUGCAGCGUCUCCAACGACGUGGGCUCGGCCGCCUGCCUGUUCCAGGUCUCGGCCAAAGCCUACAGCCCGGAGUUUUACUUCGACACCCCCAACCCCACCCGCAGCCACAAGCUGUCCAAGAACUACUCCUACGUGCUGCAGUGGACCCAGAGGGAGCCUGACGCCGUCGACCCCGUGCUCAACUACAGACUCAGUGUCCGCCAGCUGAAUCAGCACAACGCCCUGGUGAAGGCCAUCCCGGUGCGGCGUGUGGAGAAGGGGCAGCUGCUGGAGUACAUCCUGACCGACCUCCGAGUGCCCCACAGCUACGAGGUCCGCCUCACGCCCUACACCACUUUUGGGGCUGGAGAUAUGGCCUCCCGCAUCAUCCACUACACGGAGCCCAUCAGCUCUCCCAGUUUGUCAGACAACACCUGCCACUUUGAGGAUGAGAAGAUCUGUGGCUACACCCAGGACCUGACAGACAAUUUUGACUGGACCCGGCAGAAUGCCCUCACCCAGAACCCCAAGCGCUCCCCCAACACUGGUCCCCCCACUGACAUAAGUGGCACCCCUGAGGGCUACUACAUGUUCAUUGAGACGUCAAGGCCCCGGGAGCUGGGAGACCGUGCGAGGUUGGUGAGUCCCCUGUACAACGCCAGCGCCAAGUUCUACUGCGUCUCCUUCUUCUAUCACAUGUACGGAAAGCACAUCGGCUCCCUCAACCUCCUGGUGCGGUCCCGGAACAAAGGGGCCCUGGACACGCACGCUUGGUCCCUCAGUGGCAAUAAGGGCAACGUGUGGCAGCAGGCGCAUGUGCCCAUCAACCCGAGCGGGCCCUUCCAGAUUAUUUUUGAGGGUGUCCGAGGCUCGGGAUACCUGGGGGAUAUCGCCAUAGAUGACGUCACCCUGAAGAAGGGGGAGUGUCCCAGGAAGCAGAUGGAUCCCAAUAAAGUGGUGGUGAUGCCGGGCAGUGCAGCCCCCCGCCAGCCCCUCCUGCAGCUCUGGGGGCCUGUGGCCGCCUUCCUCCUGGCGUUGCAGAGAUGA
Molecule: messenger RNA, 2868 nt
Organism: Rangifer tarandus platyrhynchus (Svalbard reindeer)
Lineage: Eukaryota; Metazoa; Chordata; Mammalia; Artiodactyla; Cervidae
Source: the annotation of a GenBank genome assembly